AUGGCCGCCGCUUGUGGGGGCGGCGGGGGCCUCACGGGCGAAGAGGUUUUAAAAAAGCAGUUGAAGAUAUGUGGCUUUAAGAGAGAUAAUGAUGUCACAGAGUUGUAUCUGGGAGAAAGAGGUUUAAAAGAAGUCCCUGAUUUAUCACAGUUCCGGAUACUAACGUAUUUGUGGCUAAAUAAUAAUAAGAUUGAGAAAUUAACUUUUUUGAAGCAUAACUGUGUCUUGAGAGAACUGUACCUCAACAACAAUGAAAUUAGAAAUAUAGCAGGUGCUCUCAAACAUGCACAUUCAUUGCAGAUCCUGCUGCUUCAUAACAACCAGUUGAAGAACCUGGAAACAACUGUGAAAGAACUAAAAGGAAUGAUGAGUCUUCAGACCUUAAAUCUGUUUAAUAACCCUCUGUCACAAGAUUGCAGAUACCGUCUUUAUGUAAUAUACCACCUUCCUUCAGUUCUGUUGCUUGAUAGAAAAGAAAUAACUGCUAAGGAAAGAUCAUUGGCUCUGAAUAUUUACAACCACAAACAGACCUUUGUUCUCCAAUCUAUAGGAUUUGGGAAGAGAGUAGAUGUCCCACUAUUGUCUAAGGCACCAUUUAAUAAAGGCUGGUCAUUAACCAAAGUGUUGAACUUGCCUCCAGGUUGUGAGUUUGGAAAUCACUUGGUUAAAAUUCCAUUUGAAAAUCCAGAAGAUGCUGUCUUUAUGAGGGCAAUGAAACGUUCUAUAAUGGAGUUCUCUACUGUUAAUUGGGAUAAAGUGCCCACCUCUGAAGAAAAAUACCUUGACACCAAGCCAGAAAAAAAGCCAGAGAAACUGACAAUAAAAUUCAGAUAACUGCAGGUUUCCUUAGGAAGCU
Euleptes europaea (tarantolino) is the source of this 856-nucleotide messenger RNA. It is a transcript of the gene LRRC72, whose product is annotated as leucine rich repeat containing 72. Gene Ontology annotation, molecular function: protein binding. NCBI's taxonomy places the organism in Eukaryota, Metazoa, Chordata, Lepidosauria, Squamata, Sphaerodactylidae. The coding region runs from base 1 to 834 and encodes 277 amino acids. The record is from RefSeq and is a predicted model, not a curated record. The transcript has 9 exons.